Lachancea nothofagi CBS 11611 is the source of this 702-nucleotide messenger RNA. NCBI's taxonomy places the organism in Eukaryota, Fungi, Ascomycota, Saccharomycetes, Saccharomycetales, Saccharomycetaceae. The record is from the annotation of a GenBank genome assembly.
AUGCCAGUAACUAUCAGAAGAGCCACAAUAGAAGACAUGCUUUGCAUGCAAAAUGCGAAUCUCCAUAAUUUGCCAGAAAACUACCUUUUCAAAUACUACAUGUACCACAUCUUGUCGUGGCCUGAAGCAUCUUUUGUGGCGACCACAACAGACAACGUGGGAGAUUUGGAAGUGGGCUUCGAGGAAUUAGCUUCUUCCUCGAACAAUUCCACCUCAUCGUCGAUCGCAACCAAGUGCGAUCCCUGCUAUGUGCGUUCCGGAGAGAAAUUAGUGGGCUACGUUCUCGCCAAGAUGAAUGAUGAUCCUUCCGCUCAACAAGAUGCAGCGCUCAACGGUCACAUCACAUCGCUAAGUGUCAUGCGUACCUACCGUCGCAUGGGGUUGGCCGAGAAGUUGAUGCGCCAGGCGCUGUUUGCCCUUUCGGAGGUUUACAAGGCACAAUACGUGUCUCUGCACGUUAGGCAGUCCAACAGGGCCGCCCUGCAUCUGUACCGCGAUACUCUCGAGUUCGAGGUUCUUAGCGUUGAGAAAAGCUACUACUUGGACGGCGAAGACGCAUACGCCAUGAAGAAAGUACUAGACACUGACGAGCUGCUACCCGCUAACUUCCAGGGCAGCAAAGUUCAAGAUGAUUUGGAAUCUGACUUGUUACAAGAAAGCCCCGAAUCCCUGCAAGAAGGAAUUCAGCAGAUAACAGUCUAG